Messenger RNA from Coffea eugenioides, 6582 nucleotides. RefSeq names its product DExH-box ATP-dependent RNA helicase DExH12-like. The coding region runs from base 1 to 6450 and encodes 2149 amino acids. Gene Ontology annotation, molecular function: ATP binding; nucleic acid binding; ATP hydrolysis activity. Gene Ontology annotation, cellular component: nucleus. Lineage: Eukaryota; Viridiplantae; Streptophyta; Magnoliopsida; Gentianales; Rubiaceae. The transcript is spliced from 2 exons. The record is from RefSeq and is a predicted model, not a curated record.
AUGUCAGAUUCCGGUGGUGGAGCGGAGGCUCGCGCCCGUUCGAAACAGUAUGAGUACGGAGCCAACUCCAGUCUUGUCCUCACUUCCGACUCUCGCCACCCUCGUGACGCCCAGGAGCCCUCCGGCGAGCCCGAGUCCCUUCGAGGCAAAAUAGAUCCCAGAACCUUUGGUGAUCGUGUCUUCCGGGAUGAAGAGUCGAAGAAGAAGGAGCGAGAAUCGCUAGCGUCUGAAGCGAAUUCCGGGAGGGAGAGUAAGAAGAGGAGGAUUGUUCACGAGGAAAGUGUUUUUACUUUGAUUGACGAGGGUGUUUAUCAACCUAAAAGUAGAGAAACCAGGGCGGCCUAUGAGGCCUUGCUCAGUUUUAUUCAGCAACAGUUAGGUGGGCAGCCUGUUAAUGUUGUUACGGGCGCUGCAGAUGAGAUUUUAGCUGUUCUUAAGAAUGAUAAUCUCAAGAACCAUGAUAAGAAGAAGGAGAUGGAGAAGCUCUUGAGUAAUCCUAUCCCCAACCAAGUGUUUGAUCAUGUCGUGUCUAUCGGGCGGCUCAUUACUGAUUACCGAGACGCUGCUGCGAAAGGGGAUGAUGGUCUUGAUGAUGAUGAUGAUGUUGGAGUUGCGGUUGAAUUUGAGGAGAAUGAAGAAGUGGAUGAUGGAUGUGUGUAUGAUUUGGGGGAGGAGGAUGAAGAUGAGGAAGAUGAUGGAGUCUACGUGAAUGAUUGCACCAAUGGUGCUGGUGCAAUGUGGAUGGGUCGUGGGAUUGAUGAUGAUGAUGAGGAGAUGCAGGAUGCUAGGGAUGACGAGAUGACCUUGAAUGUUAGGGACAUUGAUGCCUAUUGGCUUCAGAGGAAGAUUUCAGAGGCUUAUGGGGACCAGAUUGAUGCCCAGCAGAGCCAGAAGCUUGCUGAGGAGAUCCUCGAGAUUCUUACUGAAGGUAAUGACUGUGAUGUUGAACUUAAACUUUUGUUGCAUAUGCAGUUUGAUAAGUUCAGUCUCGUCAAGUUUAUGUUGCAGAACCGGCUGAAGAUAGUUUGGUGCACUCGUUUGGCAAGGGCUGAUGGCGAAGAGGAUAGGAAGAAAAUUGAGGAGGAGAUGGUAGCGCAGGGGCCAGAUCAUGCUGCAAUUCUGGAACAGUUGCACAGCACCCGGUCCAGGGCUACUGCAAAAGAGAGGCAGAAGAACCUGAAGAAGAGCAUUAGAGAUGAGGCACACCGAUUGAAGGAUAAGAAAGGACGAGGAGAUGGGCAACGAGAAAGAAUGGUGUUAGCCGAUAGAGAAGCUGAUGGUGGUUGGCUGUCAGGGGAACGUCAGUUAAUUGAUCUUGACAGCCUUGCUUUCCACCAGGGAGGUCUUUUUAUGGCAAAUAAGAGGUGUGAGCUUCCAGGAGGUUCUUUCAGGAAUCAAAAGAAGGGAUAUGAAGAAAUUCAUGUACCAGCCUUGAAGCCGAAGCCAUUAGCACCUGGUGAAGAACUAAUAAAGAUCUCUUCCAUGCCUGCCUGGGCGCAGCCGGCUUUCAAAGGAAUGAUGCAGUUAAACAGGGUUCAAAGUAAAGUUUAUGAAACUGCCCUUUUUAGUGCAGAUAAUAUUCUUUUAUGUGCUCCCACUGGUGCAGGGAAGACCAAUGUUGCUAUGCUCACCAUCCUUCAGCAGAUUGCUUUGAAUAGAAAUCAAGAUGGUUCUUUUAACCACAGCAAUUACAAAAUUGUCUAUGUUGCUCCAAUGAAGGCAUUAGUUGCUGAAGUGGUCGGUAACCUCUCCAAUCGUCUCCAGGAUUAUGAUGUCAAGUGGGAUAUAAUAACCAGGAAAUCAGGUGACCGCACCUACACCCAGCUUGUGAAACUGCUAAUCAUUGAUGAGAUACAUCUGUUGCAUGAUAACCGAGGUCCUGUACUGGAGAGUAUUGUUGCAAGAAGUGUUAGACAGAUUGAGACCACCAAAGAGCACAUAAGGUUGGUGGGCUUGUCAGCAACACUUCCAAACUAUGAAGAUAUAUCUUUGUUCUUGCGCGUUGAUGCUAAGAAAGGUCUCUUUCACUUUGACAAUAGCUAUAGACCCGUUUCUCUUGCGCAACAGUAUGUAGGAAUCUCCGUAAAGAAGCCGCUGCAGAGAUUUCAGUUGAUGAAUGAUGUGUGCUAUGAGAAAGUAAUCAAUGUUGCAGGAAAGCAUCAGGUGCUUAUUUUCGUGCACUCCAGGAAAGACACUGCCAGGACAGCUCGUGCAAUACGUGAUACUGCACUUGCUAAUGAUACUCUUGCUAAAUUCUUAAAAGAGGACAGUGCAAGCCGUGAAAUUCUUCAGAGUCACACGGAGCUUGUCAAGAGCAAUGAUCUCAAGGACUUGCUACCUUAUGGUUUUGCAAUUCAUCAUGCUGGUAUGGUCAGAGCUGAUCGUCAAAUUGUCGAGGAUCUUUUUUCUGGUGGGCAUGCACAAGUGUUGGUUUCCACGGCUACUCUAGCGUGGGGUGUCAAUUUACCAGCUCAUACUGUGAUUAUAAAAGGUACCGAGAUAUACAAUCCUGAAAAGGGAGCGUGGACUGAACUAAGCCCCCUUGAUGUUAUGCAGAUGCUUGGCCGUGCCGGAAGGCCUCAAUUUGACACUUUUGGGGAAGGAAUUAUUAUAACCCGACAUAGUGAGCUACAGUAUUAUCUGUCUUUGAUGAAUCAGCAGCUUCCCAUUGAAAGCCAGUUUCUGUCGAAGUUAGCUGAUCAGUUGAAUGCAGAAAUUGUCCUUGGAAGCGUUCAGAAUGCUAAAGAAGCUUGCACUUGGCUCGCUUGUACUUAUCUUAAUCUUCGCAUGCUUCGGAAUCCUAGUCUUUAUGGUUUAGCUGCUGAUGAUGCCCUUGCUGUUGAUAAUAUGUUGGAAGAAAGGAGAGCUGAUCUGGUACAUUCAGCAGCAACACUAUUGCACAAGAAUAACCUAGUGAAAUAUGACAGGAAAAGUGGAUAUUUCCAGGUCACUGACUUGGGACGCAUUGCCAGCAAUUACUACAUAACUCAUGGAACAAUUUCUACAUACAAUGAGCACUUGAAGCCAACCAUGGGGGACAUUGAGCUUUGUCGUCUGUUUGGCCUUAGUGAAGAAUUUAGGUAUGUGACAGUGAGACAAGAUGAGAAGGUUGAAUUGGGAAAGCUUCUGGACCGAGUCCCUAUUCCUAUCAAAGAGAGUAUUGAGGAGCCUAGUGCCAAGAUUAAUGUUCUUCUUCAGGCAUACAUUUCGCAACUGAAGCUUGAAGGUCUCUCUUUGGCAUCUGACAUGGUGUUUAUUACCCAGAGUGCUGGGCGUCUUAUGAGAGCAUUGUUUGAGAUUGUUCUAAAGAGAGGAUGGGCCAAAUUAACAGAGAAGGCAUUGAAGUGGUGCAAAAUGAUUGACAAGAGAAUGUGGAGUGUCCAGACACCACUCCGUCAAUUUCAUGGGAUUCCAAAUGAAAUUUUGAUGAAUUUGGAGAAGAAAGAUCUGGCUUGGGAAAGAUACUACGACCUCUCCUCACAGGAGAUAGGAGAACUCAUCCGUUUUCCUAAGAUGGGGAGAACUCUCCACAAGUUGAUUCAUCAAUUCCCAAAGCUUAACUUGGCGGCUCAUGUCCAACCAACCACUCACUCAGUUUUGAAGGUUGAGCUCACCAUUACACCUGAUUUCCAAUGGGACGACAAAGUACAUGGAUUUGUGGAACCAUUUUGGGUAAUUGUGGAGGAUAAUGACGGGGAAAAUGUUCUCCAUCAUGAAUAUUUCUUGCUAAAGAAACAACAUAUCGAUGAGGAUCAUACUUUGGAUUUCACAGUCUCAACGCAUGAACCACUGCCUCCCCAGUACUUCAUUCGCGUUGUGUCAGAUCGAUGGCUUGGGUCACAGACUGUCUUACCUGUUUCUUUCAGGCACCUGAUUCUGCCAGAUAAAUAUCCUCCUCCCACAGAGUUAUUAGAAUUGCAACCCUUGCCUGUGAGAGCUCUAAGAAAUCCAUCUUAUGAAGCUCUAUAUCAAGAGUUUGAGCACUUUAAUCCUGUCCAAACUCAGGUUUUCACUAUCCUGUACCACUCGGAUGACAAUAUCUUAGUAGCUGCACCCACUGGUAGUGGAAAGACAAUAUGUGCAGAAUUUGCCAUAUUGAGAAAUCACCAAAAAGGUUCUGAAAGUAUCCUGCGUGCUGUGUACAUUGCUCCUAUUGAGGCUCUUGCUAAGGAGCGGUAUAAUGACUGGAAAAGGAAGUUUGGAGAUAGGCUAGGGAUGAAUGUGGUUGAAUUAACUGGUGAGAUAGCGACAGAUAUCAAACUGCUUGAAAGAGGUCAUAUAAUUAUUAGCACUCCAGAGAAAUGGGAUGCUGUAUCUCGCCGUUGGAAACAGAGGAAGCAUGUUCAGCAAGUUAGUCUUUUCAUUGUUGAUGAACUCCAUCUGAUUGGGGGCCGGGGUGGGCCUAUUUUGGAGGUUAUAGUUUCUAGAAUGAGAUAUAUUGCAAGUCAGCUUGAGAACAAGAUCAGGAUUGUAGCUUUAUCAACUUCUCUUGCUAAUGCCAAAGAUUUGGGAGAAUGGAUUGGAGCGAACUCUCAUGGUCUUUUCAACUUUCCUCCAGGUGUGCGACCUGUACCCUUGGACAUACAUGUUCAGGGCAUUGAUGCUGCUAAUUUUGAAGCCAGGAUGCAGGCCAUGACAAAACUCACUUAUACUGCUAUUGUCAAACACGCCAAGAAAGGGAAACCUGCAAUUGUGUUUGUUCCUGCCAGGAAGCAUGCCCGCUUGACUGCUGUGGAUCUGAUGACUUAUGCAAGGGUGGACACCGACAAAAUAAUGUUCCUUUUACAGUCUGCAGGAGAUUUGGAACCUUUCAUUGAUAGAAUUAAAGAACCUACAUUGAAAGAGACGCUUCGGUAUGGUGUGGGUUAUUUGCAGGAGGGCUUAACUGGUACUGAUCAAGAUAUAGUCAAGACUCUGUUUGAAACUGGAGGGAUUCAAGUGUGUGUUAUGAGUAGUUCAAUGUCUUGGGGAGUGGCCUUGUCUGCACAUCUAGUGGUGAUUAUGGGCACUCGACAUUAUGAUGGCAGAGAAAAUGCUCAUAGAGACUACCCUGUUACUGAUUUGCUGCAGAUGAUGGGUCAUGCCAAUCGACCUCUUGUUGAUAACUUGGGGAAAUGUGUAAUCUUCUGUCAUGCGCCACGUAAGGAGUACUACAAGAAGUUCUUAUAUGAAGCAUUCCCAGUUGAAAGCCAUUUGCAUCAUUAUCUGCAUGACAAUUUGAAUGCUGAGGUGGUUGUCAAGGCCAUACAAAACAAGCAGGACGCUGUGGAUUAUCUAACAUGGACAUUCAUGUAUAGGAGGCUCACCCAGAAUCCAAACUACUAUAAUUUGCAGGGUGUUAAUCACAGACAUUUAUCUGAUCACCUGUCAGAGCUUGUUGAAAACACAAUAAGUGAUCUUGAAGCAAGUAAAUGUGUUCUUGUUGAAGAUGAUUUCUUACUUUCACCUUUAAAUCUUGGCAGGAUAGCAUCGUACUACUAUGUGAGUUACAGCACAAUUGAACGUUUUAGUUCUUCUUUGAACUCCAAAACCAAAUUGAAGGGUUUACUGGAUAUCUUGGCUUCAGCUUCAGAGUAUGAACAACUUCCAGUUAGACCAGGUGAAGAAGAGCUGAUUAGGAGGUUGAUUAAUCACCAACGUUUCUCAUUUGAUAACUCAAAAUGUACUGAUCCUCAGGUCAAAGCUGAUGCUUUGCUGCAAGCUCACUUCUCUCGGCAACUUUUAGGUGGAAAUUUGGCAUCUGACCAGCAAGAGGUGCUUAUUUUUGCUCCAAGGUUGCUCCAAGCCAUGGUUGAUGUUAUUUCCAGCAAUGGUUGGCUUACUCUUGCCCUUCUCGCGAUGGAAGUGAGUCAGAUGGUACCUCAGGGCAUGUGGGAGCGCGAUUCCGUGCUCCUGCAACUCCCACAUUUUACCAAGGAAUUGGCACAAAAGUGCCAAGAGAACCCUGGAAAGAGUAUAGAGACAGUUUUUGAUUUGGUGGAAAUGGAGGACGAUGAAAGGCGCGAGCUUUUGCAGAUGUCCGAGUCGCAGUUGUUGGAUAUUGCACGAUUCUGUAACCGUUUCCCUAACAUUGAUUUAGCAUAUGAUGUUCCUGACAGGGAUAAUGUGAGGGCUGGAGAAAACAUUAAGGUGCAUGUAACUCUGGAAAGAGAUCUUGAGGGGAGAACAGAAAUUGGACCUGUUGAUGCUCCUAGAUAUCCCCAAGUUAAGGAAGAAGGAUGGUGGCUUGUGGUUGGUGACCCUAAAACUGACCAAUUGCUUGCCAUUAAGACGGUUACCUUUCAGAGGAAGUCCACAGUCAGACUCGAUUUUGAUGCUCCCGCUGAAGCUGGAAGAAGGAAUUACAUGCUAUAUUUCAUGAGUGACUCCUAUUUGGGAUGUGACCAGGAAUAUAGUUUUAUCAUUGAUGUGAAAGAGGCAGCAACUCAAGAAGAUAGCGGAAGAGAAUGACCAUCCGAUCUUGUAUUGACAUGUAGUAUGAUUGCUAAAUUGUAAGUCAGAUCGUUUUUCUAUUCAUUUUGCUCAAUCUUUACAUUUUGUUGACUUUGAAUUGCUUGGGAAAUAAAUGCUGAUUUUGAACUA